GCGGGAUUUUGUGUUUUUGCUGCGAGACAUCGCUUCCUCGUUGUAGACCAUACGUUACUAUCAAAAAGUAAAGUCUGGGGUUUAUUUAAGGUUAAGGUGUAAAAAAAAAAAAAAAAGAAAAGAAAGAAUGGCUGAUUGGUCAGACUACCGUAACGAGGAUGACGAAGUUGAGCAAGAAGAAGGAGAAGAAUUUGCAGGAGAAUACAAGAGCAGUGGGCGUGACAGCUUGGUGUUCUUAGUGGAUGCAUCUAAAGAAAUGUUCAUUACGGGAGAAGAUGGAGAACCCUCUAACUUUGACAUGACAAUGCAGUGUGUGCGCAGUGUGUACACCAGUAAAAUCAUAAGUAGUGACCGAGACCUGGUUGCAUUGGUGUUUUAUGGGACUGAGCAGAGCAAGAACCCCAGAAACUCUUUCAAACAUGUCUACGUUUACCAUGAUCUGGAUUCUCCUGGUGCUCGGCGUGUACAGGAAAUCGAUAACCUGAGAGGUGAUAAAGGGGCUCAGCUGGCUGCAGAGAGCAUGGGCAGUGGAGAGACAUCACUCGGAGAUGCUCUGUGGUGCUGUUCAAACUUGUAUAGUGACAUUAAGCUACGGCUGUCUCACAAACGUCUCAUGAUUUUCACCUGCAGAGAUAACCCUCACGAAGGAGACAGAAAUCGAGACAGACAGGCUUGUACUAAGGCUGAUGAUCUUAAAGAGACAGGAGUGGUUAUAGACUUGAUGCACCUUACCAAGUCGGGAGGGUUUGAUGUUUCUCUGUUCUUCUGUGACAUUGUAAGCCCACCUGAAGAUGAGAGCGAGCUUGGGGUGCAGGGCGAACCUUGUGGGAAACUUGAGGAACUACAGAAGAGGGUCAGGGCCCGAGAGAUGCAAAAGAGAGCUCAGAGAAGAAUUACUUUUUCUCUGGGAGAUGAUAUGAAUGUGGCAGUGGGUAUCUACGUGUUGGCCAGAACAGCGAGAAAACCUUCUGCUGUCAAGUUGUACAGAGAUACCAAUGAGCCAGUUCGCACUAAGACUCGUCUCUUCCACGCCCAAAAUGGAAGCCUGCUUCUGCCUAGUGAUACCAAGAAAGCCCAGGUUUAUGGAAACAAGCAGAUUGUUAUGGAGAAGGACGAAGUGGAUGAGAUCAAAAAGUUUGAUGAUCCAGGUCUGGUUCUGAUGGGGUUUAAGCCAAUGGAUCGUUUGAAAUUGCACCAUCAUAUACGACCUUCAUUGUUCGUAUAUCCCGAGGAGGAGCAAGUCACAGGGAGUUCCUGUGUUUUCACCGCUCUGCUGCAAAGAUGUAGUGAAAGAAACCUGUUUGCAUUGUGCAAAUUAACAUCACGACGUAACACUCCACCUCGCUUUGUGGCCUUGGUACCCCAGACAGAAGUUGUGGACAACAGUCAGGUUCAAGUUGCACCACCAGGCUUUCAUGCUAUUUUCCUACCCUAUGCGGAUGAUAUACGCACUCUGGAUGUGCACGAGUGUCCUACAGCCUCUGAUGAACAAGUUAACAAAAUGAAAGAGAUCGUGCACAAACUCCGCUUCAAAUAUAGGAGUGAUGCAUUUGAAAAUCCAGUUCUGCAACAGCAUUAUAGGAAUCUGGAGGCCCUAGCUCUGGAUAUGAUGGCACCUGAAGCUAUUGAAGACUUUACAAUGCCCAAGGUGAAAAUGAUGGAUGAUCGACUUGGUCCUCUAGUUCAGGAAUUCAAAGAUUUGGUCUAUCCAGCGGACUACAACCCUGAAGGCAAGCCAUCAGCCAAACGUAAACCAGCUGAGGCUGGGGGAGGUGUUGACAAGAAACCAAAAGUUGAGAUUUCAGAAGAUGAGCUGCGAGCCCAUGUGGCUAACGGAACUUUGGGCAAGCUGACGGUACCUGUGCUUAAAGAUGCCUGCAAACAAUUUGGAGUACGAACCACAGGAACCAAGAAACAGGAACUCAUAGAUGCUCUGACUGCACAGCUCUCUAAAUAAAUUGUGACAGUAGACAGCUGAAGAUUUUGCCUGAGUUUAUCUGAUACAGUGCCUGAUGCUGACACUUGAUAUGAACAGUUAAGAUGUGUUAAAUAAGGAGUAGUUUUGCUGUUUUAGUAGGUGAAGGAAGUGUUUCCAUACUGCAAAUGCUGUUACAGCAUUUUAAUCUUCACUUACUGUUGUUACACAUUGUUUUAAGGAUUUGUAAAACAGAAAACAAAAACCUUUAAACACUAAUUAAAACUUUUUGUACUGUUUGA
Molecule: messenger RNA, 2217 nt
Organism: Ictalurus punctatus (channel catfish)
Lineage: Eukaryota; Metazoa; Chordata; Actinopteri; Siluriformes; Ictaluridae
Gene: xrcc6
Product: X-ray repair complementing defective repair in Chinese hamster cells 6
Exons: 12
Coding region: 128-1957 (609 amino acids)
Biological process (GO): cellular response to X-ray; cellular response to gamma radiation; telomere maintenance
Cellular component (GO): Ku70:Ku80 complex; nucleus
Molecular function (GO): damaged DNA binding; double-stranded DNA binding; telomeric repeat DNA binding
Source: RefSeq, a predicted model, not a curated record